AUGGUGUUCAAUUCUUUGACUGACAUUCCUCGCAACCCCAAGGAGGCUGUCGACUGGUUGGUAGCGCUGAAGGGAGCUGACGCUGAGAAGAACCUGGCUGCCAUGGGUAAGGCAGUUUACGAUUUGCUCGCCGACAAGCCUGUUGGAUUCACCGAUGUGACGGCUCUGUGGAACGUUAAGUUCAGCACUAAGAAGUUCCUGCAGAAGGAUGAGAUUAAGGACAUGUGGCCCGCAAACGAGUUGAUUGGGAGGUACUUUGCGUUUAUGGAUAAGAGUCCCGAGGCGCUCGCCAAGAAGGUUGCAAGCGUCCCCAAAAGCGACUAUGAGAACGUCAUUCAGACCAGGGGUCUCACCGCUGACUCCAUGGUAAAGAACGUCAGUGAUGUUGUGGAUGGUUGUGAAAUGUUCCUGGAGAAAAUCAAGGUCCCUGGCCAGUACAAGUCUGCUUACAGUGGAGAGGCUACGUGGGAAUCUUCAUGCGCGAAGAACCCUGAAGCUUGCGCAGUCGUCCUCGUGGGUAUUGCGCCAAUGCUGUACGUAGGCUUAGGUUCUUUGUGGUCUGCGAGCCACGCUGAAAUGUCGAAGCAGUCGACGGGUGCUGGAGAGGUAUUGAAGGUCCUGGGCUUCGUUGAGCCGCAAUGCCGCGCUGACAGCGCAUCAAGUGUACUCAGUGGUUUGAGAGGUGUGGACCUGCACAUUUUGGACACCCUCUACGACCUCGCUGGCUUCUGGGCAUUCUACUGA
Babesia ovata is the source of this 744-nucleotide messenger RNA. RefSeq lists its product as uncharacterized. The record is from RefSeq and is a predicted model, not a curated record. The coding region runs from base 1 to 744 and encodes 247 amino acids. The transcript has a single exon. NCBI's taxonomy places the organism in Eukaryota, Apicomplexa, Aconoidasida, Piroplasmida, Babesiidae.